Messenger RNA from Nomia melanderi (Alkali bee), 3609 nucleotides. NCBI's taxonomy places the organism in Eukaryota, Metazoa, Arthropoda, Insecta, Hymenoptera, Halictidae. The record is from RefSeq and is a predicted model, not a curated record.
GCCACCAACGGAGCAAACUUCAAGUAGUUGACUCAAGUCAGUGAAACAGCACUUCGUGACGAGACGUUUCGUUGUCGUGUCACUAAUUGAUUCUCAAUUUCUCGGCUAAUAUCACACGAAAUUUUGUGUCUGUUCCUAUUCACUUAUCGGUUAGCCUUAACUCUAUCAGUGAAAAAAAUAAUAUUUUUCUAGUUAAUCGAAAAGAAGUUAUGGUACUGGACGUGACUGUAGUGUUCGAGCUAUAAGCUCGUCCAUUCUUUUACGGCAAACAGUGCAUUUUAGAUUAAUUUAUGGUUUUAUCCGAUUAGCCUAUUAAUUCGGUAACUUGACUGGAUGCAAUGGCUGAAAAUAUUGUCGUGCAUGUCAAUUCCUGACUGGCUAUCUCCACGGUAGCCCAUUCAUCGUUCCUCCCGUGGAAGUAGCAUUUCAUGUAUCAGCUACCGGAGUUCAACUCUGAUGUUUUGGCAGCUGAUUUUAUUCUUGCUUACGAACAUUGUAGGAAUAUUGGACAAAUUUUUUUACCCUCCAUGUUAGUGGAAGGUUCACAUAGUGUAGUGACAGUAAAUUUCGCGCGACAUUGUACGCAAUAAGUAAGGGAAAACGGACAAUAAAGCUUCUGGCUUUAUUCGGGAAGUAGCUAACGAUGACGUCAUGUGCUGAAACAUAAGCUGUUUUCACUUGUUCCGCUACAACAAUAUUUCGCGUGCACAGGUGCAAAUUGUAGAGAAUAAAAUAAAGUGUAUAUUGGCAUUCUGAUUGCUUAAUAAAUCAAUAACACAAUGGAUUCAGAAGAAGAGACAUACGACGAUGUUGAUUCUGGUAAUGAAUCCAGUGGUGAUGAUGUGGAUUUUGCUAUGGAAAUUGAAGCUGAGAAUCCAAGGGAACGAACAACAGAUGUUGACGAUUAUCCCUUUGAAGUUUUAUCUACAGAAGAGAUAGUACAACAUAUGAUCGAUUCUAUAAAAGAAGUCAACACAGUUGUAGAAAUACCAGCAACAACAACACGUAUUUUAUUAAAUCAUUUCAAAUGGGAUAAAGAAAAAUUAAUGGAGCGUUUUUAUGAUGGUGACCAAGAGAAAUUAUUUGCUGAAGCGCGUGUUAUUAAUCCAUUUAGGAAGGGUCCAUUAAUAAAUAGAAAUCCAUCUUCUCAGAGUGCUCUAUCAAGGAAGAUGUCAACAAAUGGUACUGAGGAAUGUGGAAUCUGCUAUAUGGUUCAACCAUCUGCAAUGAUGACUGGACUUGAGUGUGGACAUCGCUUUUGUACUGGCUGCUGGGGUGAAUAUCUCACAACUAAGAUCAUGGAAGAAGGAGUUGGUCAAACAAUUGCAUGCGCAGCACAUGCUUGCGACAUAUUAGUUGAUGAUGCCAGUGUUAUGCGUCUUGUAAAAGACUCUAAAGUCAAGCUAAAAUAUCAACAUUUAAUAACUAAUAGUUUUGUUGAAUGUAAUAGGUUACUAAGGUGGUGUCCAUCUCCAGAUUGUAAUAAUGCUAUAAAAGUACAGUAUAUUGAAGCCAGACCAGUAACUUGUAAAUGCGGGCAUACAUUCUGUUUCCAUUGCGGUGAAAAUUGGCACGAUCCGGUGAAAUGUCAUUUAUUACGUAAAUGGAUAAAAAAAUGCGACGAUGACUCGGAAACAUCAAAUUGGAUCGCUGCAAAUACGAAGGAAUGUCCCAAAUGCAACGUCACUAUUGAAAAGGAUGGUGGAUGUAAUCAUAUGGUGUGCAAAAAUCAAAAUUGCAAAACUGACUUUUGUUGGGUGUGUCUUGGACCUUGGGAACCACAUGGUUCUAGUUGGUAUAGUUGUAAUCGUUAUGAUGAAGAAGAAGCUAGAGCUGCCAGAGAUGCUCAAGAGAAAAAAAGAUCUGCGCUGCAAAGAUACUUAUUUUACUGUAAUAGAUACAUGAAUCAUAUGCAGUCAUUAAAAUUCGAAAGUAAACUUUAUGCGAGUGUAAAAGAAAAAAUGGAAGAAAUGCAGCAACAUAAUAUGUCCUGGAUUGAGGUACAAUUUUUAAAAAAAGCAGUAGAUAUUUUAUGUUCCUGUAGACAGACUCUUAUGUAUACUUACGUUUUUGCUUACUAUUUGAGAAAAAACAACCAAUCUGUGAUUUUUGAAGACAACCAAAAAGAUCUAGAGGGAACAACAGAACGUCUCUCAGAAUAUCUUGAAAGAGAUAUUACAAGUGAAAACCUUGCUGAUAUUAAACAAAAAGUUCAAGAUAAAUAUAGAUACUGCGAUAGCCGGAGGAAAGUACUUUUAGAACAUGUACAUGAAGGGUAUGAAAAGGAUUGGUGGGACUACGUGGAAUAGAGGAUUGUACCAGUUUUGUGUUUCGGGGAUGUAAAACAAGUUUUCUAUCUUGUUACUGUUGCCCCAGCUGUGAUAAAUCAAGAAAGCUGAUAAAGAGACAAAAAAUAGAGCAUGUCACCAAGUGAUUUACGUGUUACAUAUGCUUUAAACACAAUAUGAUCUAUGGCAACAUAUAUAUCGUUAUGAAUUUGAAUUUAUUAAAAUUGAAUCUUACUACCAUCAGGCUAUAUAUAAAAUAUUUUUUAUUAAUUAUGGUCUGGAAUUUGCGCUUACUAUGUGCUCUUCAACGUCGUAAUAUCUAAAUCCUUCAUAAAUAUGGGUUGCAAUGAUAUUUUCGAACCUUAAAUCAAUUUUAUAUCCAAACUCAUCAGAUACUGAAAACAUGGAGUUAUGAAACAAAUCAGUACAGUACAUUAUAGUACUGAAUGAAAGCUUCUUUAAAAUUCACUUAAUAUAUUUUAUUGCUAUAAUAUGACAGUGUAUCUUUUCAUACUAUUGCAAGAUUCUCUAGAAAGGUAAUUAAGAAAAUAUGAAAGAAAGAAAUCUUUUUAAGAACUUUUUAAGUAGUAUAUGAAAAGGUUAAUAUAGGAAUAGAAUACAUUAAUCUGUCUCUUAUUCUUAGAUCUGUGCAUUCAAUUUAUGAAGGGGUAAUUGAAUACGACAGGAUAUUGGUGCAAAUAAAAUUCACAGGAUGUAUUAUUAUUUUUGUUCGAUUUUGGACAACAACACGUCCGGGCUAUAAUAGCCAAUUUUUAUGAAAACUGAAUUAAAGUGAUCAUAACGUCAGUACCGUAUGUAAUUUGUAUAUCAAAUUAUAGUUUUAUUUUAAUUCCGUUUCUUUUUGUUACAUUUGAGCAAAUUACCAGAAUUAUACCUGCAUUAUAUGAAAGGGUCCAAUGUUUUUAAGAAUUUGUGGUUUAAUUUCUCUUACUUUUGGUAAAACUGAUUUAUUAACAGUUUAUACUGUAGCUAAAAUUAUUCAUGUUCAACACAGAUACUAAUCAUUGUAUAUUUUAUAUCUUUACUUAUUCCAAAUUUUGAAAAAAUCCGUUUCAUUUUCGUUCAUUCGUUUGAGUUGAUAAUCUCAUAAUGCUAUUGAUCUGCUUCAUACAUCAUUAACCGAUUAAUUCACGGUUAAUUACCAUGACACGAUGAUCACUUAUUGUUGUAUAAGUGAGGAACAAAAUAACAUGUUCCAUUUGUACAGUUAUAUAGUUAUAUAUUCACACAUAAAUGCAUAAUACAUACUUAUAUAUAGUUGUAAUAUCAAUAUUAGCAAACUUAAAGUAGAAACAUUUGA